Molecule: messenger RNA, 499 nt
Organism: Cucurbitaria berberidis CBS 394.84
Lineage: Eukaryota; Fungi; Ascomycota; Dothideomycetes; Pleosporales; Cucurbitariaceae
Exons: 2
Coding region: 71-352 (93 amino acids)
Biological process (GO): regulation of transcription by RNA polymerase II
Cellular component (GO): chromatin
Molecular function (GO): DNA-binding transcription factor activity, RNA polymerase II-specific; RNA polymerase II cis-regulatory region sequence-specific DNA binding
Source: RefSeq, a predicted model, not a curated record
CACCUCCGCACGCCCCCAACCUUCAAUUGCACUUGCAACAUCGACAUAUCACCGGCUGUUCAUUUGCGUCAUGGCAUCCAUUACUUCAGACUACGCUAGUUCAAUGCCUCGAGGACGAAGGAGAAGGGAAGUAGUGGGCAGAAAUGAGGGCAAGAGAUUUGUUUGCACAAAUGACGGGUGUGGCAGAAGUUUUACGAGAGCAGAGCAUCUCCAAAGACAUCUGCUGAACCAUUCGACUGGCGAGUAUACAUGCGAUAGAUGCAGGGCUCACUUUAAGCGGAGAGACCUCCUCGGUGAGACGCGGUUCCUUGCAAGUCUUCAGGUUCCCUGCACGUGCUCCAAUCUUCUUUGAUCACUCGAUUCUUCAAGAGUGGAUUGAAUACUUUGCACGACCUUUCUAUCAUCUCCGACUCUGCGUAACACUAUCAUUAUUUCGCAAGUGUCCUUGAACCGGGCCGAGCUUUGAUUAGCACAGCAAAGGGCAAGGCUUUGUAUGCCG